Halichondria panicea is the source of this 5294-nucleotide messenger RNA. RefSeq lists its product as uncharacterized. The record is from RefSeq and is a predicted model, not a curated record. Gene Ontology annotation, molecular function: protein binding. The coding region runs from base 103 to 2115 and encodes 670 amino acids. Lineage: Eukaryota; Metazoa; Porifera; Demospongiae; Suberitida; Halichondriidae. The transcript has 23 exons.
AAUUAACACAAAUUAAAUUCCUAAGGCCUUGCCGUGAAAAGGACUAUUGCUCUAGCUCUGUAGCUAGCUAUAGCUGUCCGUCCGUCUAGUAGCUAACUAAUUAUGAGCAAGCAAAUUAACUCAAGAAUACUGACUAAUCUUGUGCUGUGGGCUAUUUAUAUUGCUCAGAUUGGCUCAAAGCUAAAAGUCCAGGCUACUCCAGGCCUCAUACUGCCAGCAGAGAGAGAAAUUGGACUGGGUUGUAUACCAGAGGGCAUGACUGUCAGUUAUGAAUGCACUGUCACUGAUCCAACAGAUUCCCCUGUGGCCAAUACAGUAUGGCUGGGAACUGCCUUCAACUGUCAUUCAGCAGCAUCUGCUACAACGAACAAUCGGAUCACUCUAGCUCAUAGUCAGUUUCAGCUUGGAGCUGUUGCUGGUGAUUGUGGAGAUUUGUCUGCAAUGAUUAUCAGAUUUAUUGGAAAUGAAUACACGUCAAGACUGGUUCUAACAAACACUACCGGGUUGAAUGGAAUGACUGUCAUAUGUACUUUGAGUGACAAAGCUGUUGGAAAUGACACUGUCAAAAUCGGAGCCUCUCCUCCUCCCCCUCGAAUUUCCAUGGUGGAGGUCACUUCUACUUCAUCCUUCACUGUCAGUUGGACCCCGCCCUCCGAUAUCAGCAAUGUAGGGAGCUACGUGUUCACUGUGACUGGAGAGGACUGUGGAUGUGUAAACACCAAUGUCAGUUCUGACAUAACUAGUGUGAUAUGUUCUGAUUACAUGGUCAAUGGUCAAACCUGCUACUUUGAAGUCAGUACUAUCUCUAAAGACUGUGGUUUCAACAGUGAAUCUGUGAAUGAAUCUGUGUCAUUGAUGGUGCCUCCCACACCCGAACACUUCAUGGUAACGUUUACUGAAGAUGAAUUAAUAGUGGUGGGAUUCAUGCAGCCAAUUGUUCCCCAUCUUGCUAUAACCUACACUGUGAUGGUUGGAACCAACUUUUCAAGGAAUUUCACUGAAGUGACUUGUAACGACACAAGCAGAAGAUGUAAUCUCACAAUCCCUAAUCCUAGCAACAGUUACAAUGUCAGUGUCGUGGCCUCUAACAUAUUUGGCUCUGGACCUCCUGCACUUUAUUUUGAAUGCAAUCCAGAAGAUCUUGGUAGUAACCAGACUUCUCUCCGUGGACAAGGAAUGGUCAAUGUAUCUAACGGACUAAUUCACUACAGUGGUGUGUCUCCUGACUCUAUUGCAACGUUACAAUGCAAUGAUGGGUACAGAGCAAAUUCCUUCCUCAACAGGACGUGCAUGUUUGAUGGACAAUGGAGUGAGGGGGCAUUGGAAUGCGUUAUAGUGGAUGGAGAAACUAUUUCGCCUCAUACCAUGCCUGCCUGUCCUCUUUACUGUGCUGUUUUGGUUGGCGUUUCCGUGCUCAUAUUGAUAAUCGUUUGCAUUGCAAUUGCACUCUACAUUCUAAAGAAGUCCGGAAGAGAAUGCUUCGCAUCAAUCAACACUUCUGAUAAGAUUCAACUUUGUGCAGUCAAUCGAGAGAGCCCAACCACAAAUGAAUCACCACUCUCCUCAGUUGAUACGCAACCAUCGAAUGCCAAGAUAAACGUAAACAGGAGCGAGCCAUCCGAAUCCGCUCAGGUGGAUACCUAUGCAAACCCUGAAGACUUCAUUAAAACACCACCACUCAUGCAUCCACGAAAGCAGAACGAGGGGGCAGAGGAUCAGAGGGAUGUAGAGAUCACUGAAGCGCCGAAUCUGAUCACAGGCCUUGGUGCAUCAAGCAUGGCAAAUCCCACUCAACAGGAACCAAUCUUGCUAAGCAUUUGUGAUGGUCCAAUUAGAAUAAAGCGAAAUGAAGCGUAUGAUCCAGUGACAUUGCUGACUGAAAAUGAUGCCUACAAUAUUUUAAAUAUCAGAAGCGGUGUGACUCUAUUGCAACGUUACAAUGCAAUGAUGAGUACAGAGCACUCUCCCUCCUCAACAGGACCUGCGUGUUUGGUGGACGAUGGAGUGAUGAUGCAUUGGAGUGUGUAUAGUGGAUGCAGAAAUCACGACUUCCUGUCCUCUGUACUGUGCCAGCUGUUUUGGUUGAUGUUUUUGUUGGAACCAUGGUCAUGUUAAUAAUCGUUUGUAUUGCAAUUGCACUCGGCAUUCUGAAGAUCUAUGGAAAAGGAAGCAUCGCUUCAAACAAAACGUCUCAAUUUCAGGCAGUCAAUCGAGAGUGAUCCAGUAAAAUGAGUUUCUUCAUCGAUCAUUGUGAUAUUCUGUACUUAAUAGGAGUCCAACUACAAAUGAAUCACCACUUUCCCCAGUCGACAAGCAACCAUCAAAAGAAAAGAUAAAUAUACACAGGUAUCACGCCUGCCUGUCCUCUGUACUGUGCUGUUUUGGUUGGUGUUUUUGUGUCUGUAACCAUGGUCGUGUUGAUAAUCGUUUGUAUUGCAAUUGCACUCUACAUUCUGAAGAAGUAUGGAAGAGAAUGCUUCGUUUCAAUCAACAUGUCGAAACGGUUCAAUUUCAAGCCAAUCGGGAGAGUCCUAUCACAAAUAAAUCACCACUUUCCCCAGUCGAUACGCAGCCAUCAAAAGCCAAGAUUAAUGUCAACAUGAGCGAGCCAUCCCAAUCCGCUUAGGUAGAUACGUAUGCAAACCCUGAGGACUUCAUUAAAACACCACCACACAUGCAUCCACGAAAGAAAGAGGUGGGCAGAGGAUCAAGGGGAAGUUCUUACUGUAGAGAUCACUAAUGAAGAAGUGCCGAGAUGAAGCAAGUGGUGUGCGAAGCUCCUCCACAUGAUGUUGUCAACAUGGUGGUUGGGUCAGAUGUUCUUGUAGUAGCAAUGCCUCGAAAAGGCUGCUUUCAGCAUAGGAAAGCACACCUGAAGAGUCGAAGGGAACAGCCUAAACGUGUAGAUACAAGUAAUAUUCAGUUGCCGAGUAGUUCCUGGAGUUGCCAAAAGACGACUAAGAAGGCAGUCUAUUAUAAAAUAGAGACAAGUGGUGAAGCCUCUGUUGAACCAGCUAUUAUUACCCAUACAGUAACCAUUAAUGAUAAUGGAACGUGGAUCCUACAUGUGUACAAGAGAGAAGUUACAAAAUGUGAUGAAGUAAAGCAGUUUCCAGCUUCCCUUACUCAAGCUCAAGUUUCAGAGUUACUUUUGAUAUUGGACCGUAUGACGCUGUGUGCUGGUCAUCCAGAUGAGAAUUUUGUGAUCAUGAUACAAUCAAAGAAGGGAAAAAUAAUUUCACGUACCGGUGAUGUCACUUCAUAUUUAGAUGAAAAUCCUGUUGAAUUCUGUGGGAAAAAAUAUCCCAAAACUGUUCGAAGUGCUGAUUGUAGUGCUAUCGCAGCUGGGCGAUGUGGUGCAUGUGUGAAGUAUAGAGCUAUUUUAUAAUUAUUAUUUUCUAUAUAUAAACAAUGGAAGAAAUCGUGUACAACUAGUCCCAGUAGUCAUUGCAAUGAAAGAUACCUAAAAACCCCAGAAAAGAAGGACAAAAUGUCGAAGCUACGUUCCCAAGUUAAUGCCUUGGACAAGAGAAUCUUAAGAUUACAAGAGAAAGUUGCAACGCUAAUUGAGUCUAGAGGAGAGCCAGUUGGUGAUGAUUUGCAUACUGAUCUAUGUUCAAUUAUGCAAGAAAAUAACGAUAAAAUAUGCGCAGAUUUUCCUGAAGGAAUCUUCCAAUGGUAUGGAAUGAGCAGAAAAAGGCUGCCUCUGUAAAGAAUGGUACAGGAAUGAGGUGGCAUCCAUUAAUGAUUAAGUGGUGCGUAAACCUGAAACUUAUUUCUUCGAGUGCUUACAAUGCCUUGCGCACAAGUGGUUUCUUGAAACUCCCAUCUGAAAGAACUCUUCGAGACUACUCAAAUGUGUUUGAGAGUAAAGUAGGUUUUCAAGAUGAGGUAGACAAACAAUUGCUUGAUCAAAAUCUUUGCCACCUUCAGGAAAAUUUGUUGGUUUAAUUCUUGAUGAAAUGAAGCUUAAAGAAGGUAUUGUGGUAUUGUGUACAACAAGACGAGUGGCAGUGUUAUUGGUUUCACAAGCAUUGGUGAUAUUAAUGAUGAUCUACUGAAGCUUGAGAGAGAAGAAGAUGAUCAUUAUUUGGUGAAGCAAGUCUUGGUACUAAUGGUACGUGGUACUAUGUUUAAACUGUCAUUCCCGUACGCUCAUUUUGGGACUGAAGGUAUUACGGCAGACUUGCUCUACCCAAUUGUUUGGGAAGCCGUUAGAAGGUUAGAAGUUAAAGUAAUAUCUGUGACUGCCGACGGUGCAAGUCCAAACAGGAAGUUUUUUAGAAUGCACCAAAACCCCAAAGUCAACGCUAUACCUACAUCCAUAAGGUCCGGAACCCUUACACUGUUCAGGGUCGUUGGGUUUAUUUCUUUGCCGACCCACCACACUUGAUGAAGACGAUUAGAAAUUGCUGGUCACAUUCAGGAUUUCAGGGUACUCGACUAAUGAAAAUAUCUGGAAAGUUCAUCGAAUGGAGGCAUCUCAUUAAUCUCUAUAACAAAGUUUCAAGUACCGCUUCCACUUUAAAAGGCUUAUCUCUACUUCCCAAACUAAAGCUAGAGCAUGUCAAGCUUACUUCCUUUUCAAGAAUGAGGGUUGAUCUGGCCGCACAAGUUUUGAGCCAGAGUUUCGCGAACGCUUUUCAUUAUUUUGAUGACCCUGAUACAGUUGAAACUCAGCGUUUUGUUUCCUAUUUCGACAAAUUUUUCGAUUGUUUAAAUGUACGCAGUAAGGUUGAGUGGGUCGGUAAACGAAAACCAAAUUUGAAGCCAUACAUUUCCCCAUCAGAUGAGCGUUUAAACUGGCUUGAAAAUGAUUUUUUAGCCUACUUUCAUGAGUGGGAGGACUCGGUGAAAGAUUUACCACCAACUGAAAAGAACAAAAUGACACUCUCUAGGGAGACGCUGGAAGGUAUUCAAAUUACAGUCAAGUCUUUUGUGGAGAUGGUGAGAUACCUACUCAGCUUGGAUUCAUCCUCGUUUCUGUUGAGUGAACGAAUAUCUCAGGACCCCUUGGAACAUUACUUUGGAAACCAGAGGGGGUGUGGUGGAAGAAAUGAUCAUCCCACUCUACACCAGUGUGUUAAGAAUGCUCCAGCGCUUUGAAUGAAAAAAUCUUAUGCAUUAGAUCAAGUAAAAGGAAACUGUAGGCGUAAACGUCUUUUAAGUAAAGAUAUGGAAAUAGAUAGCACUCACUACCAAAACGUAAACAAACAUAAAUGUUCCAUUUAUACUUUUCCUUAAACUAGUUGAUUUUUGUACUGUCUUCUUCUGACGAUGUUUGUAUGCUUCUA